Messenger RNA from Pezoporus flaviventris, 3224 nucleotides. RefSeq names its product F-box protein 8 (gene FBXO8). NCBI's taxonomy places the organism in Eukaryota, Metazoa, Chordata, Aves, Psittaciformes, Psittacidae. The record is from RefSeq and is a predicted model, not a curated record. Gene Ontology annotation, biological process: regulation of ARF protein signal transduction. Bases 280 to 1239 code for a protein of 319 amino acids. The transcript has 6 exons. Gene Ontology annotation, molecular function: guanyl-nucleotide exchange factor activity; protein binding.
CGAAUCUACCGCCGCAACACCCAACAGCUGCUUCCGCUUCCUGCGCGUCCCGCGAGGUGACGUCACUUCCAGCAAAAACAGCAAACGUCAAACCUGCCAGGCAAGGGGACAGGGUGCUGGCGGUCUCUCUGCUUGCUGAGGGGUUUCUGCUGCUCUCACCGCCUCUCGCACCGCCGGGGGCUGCUCAGCCACCUCCUGCCCGGCGAGGCUCACGCACGGACUCGGGCCGGGCUCGUCGCGGCGGCGGUUGGGACCCGAACUCGCACAGCAGGCUCACAGAUGGGUCAGGGACUCUGGAGAGUUGCUAGGAGCCAGCAACUGCAACACCAAGGAUACAGUGGACAAGGCUAUUUUACCAGAGAACAUGGUAGGAGGAUAGCUACCAACAGUGUUUCCAAUACAAGCCAUCGAAAACAAGCCCAAGGAGGCAUUGAUAUCUACCACCUGUUGAAGACCAGAAAAACUAAAGAACAAGAAGGAUUCAUUAACCUGGAAAUGCUGCCACCAGAGCUUAGUUUUACCAUUUUGUCAUACCUGAAUGCAACUGAUCUCUGUCUAGCUUCAUGCGUCUGGCAGGAUCUUGCUAAUGAUGAGCUUCUUUGGCAAGGGUUGUGCAAAUCCACUUGGGGUCACUGUUCUAUAUACAAUAAGAAUCCACCUCUAGGAUUUUCUUUUAGAAAAUUGUAUAUGCAGCUAGAUGAGGGCAGUCUCACCUUUAAUGCCAACCCUGAUGAGGGAGUCAACUACUUUAUGUCCAAGGGCAUACUAGAUGAUUCGCCAAAAGAAAUAGCUAAGUUUAUCUUUUGCACAAGAACACUAAAUUGGAAGAAGCUGAGAAUCUACCUUGAUGAAAGGCGAGAUGUUUUGGAUGACCUUGUGACGCUGCAUAACUUCAGAAAUCAGUUCUUGCCAAAUGCACUGAGAGAGUUCUUCAGACACAUUCAUGCUCCUGAGGAGCGUGGGGAGUACCUUGAGACUCUCAUAACAAAGUUUUCUCACCGAUUCUGUGCUUGUAACCCUGAUUUGAUGAGAGAGCUUGGCCUUAGCCCUGAUGCAGUUUACGUACUGUGUUACUCUUUGAUUCUACUUUCCAUUGACCUAACAAGCCCUCACGUGAAGAACAAAAUGUCAAAGAGGGAAUUCAUCCGAAAUACACGGCGAGCUGCACAGAAUAUCAGUGAAGAUUUUGUAGGGCACCUUUAUGACAACAUCUACCUUAUUGGCCACGUGGCUGCCUAAAAGCACAAUUUCCUAGCACUUAAAAUUUGUGAUUUUCAAAAGCUACAUCAAUUCAAGAAAUUAUUUUGUAGAGAUGGGGGUUAUUUUAGUGCUGGUCAUUCUAACCUCUGUAUGCAAUCAAAGUUUGUGUGUGUAAGUGUGUGUGUGUGUAAACUACCUUUUCUAUCUAUUUACCACGGGAAUAGAAAGAUUUGGAGAUCUGUUUUUCAUAAGUUUUUUAGUUUUGCACAAAACCACAGCCUGAAGCAGCCAUUUACAAAUGUUAAACUGACAUUACGAUCUAAGCUGACAAAGUGGUGGAUUUGUGCAUUAGAUCUGCUUGAAACUUUAAGAAGUUCAUUCUUUUUAGAAUACCAUGUAAUAUGUAUAUAUUUAACUAAAGAGAUUUAUAAUCAUAAUUAUUUUAUUGUAAAAUAUUUUAACUAAAAUUUCUUCUUUUAUCUCUUAAAUGUUGUACUUCUUUCUUUUGAAUUUUUUUACAGUGCUGACUACCUCAGAUACAUAAUUUAGAGAAAUAUUGGUCUGAAUACUCCAAUAAAGUUUACUCUAGGAGAUAGCAGAACACUUGUAAAAUAUCUAAGAUGGUAUCUAAUACUGCAUUGACUAACUUAAAUUAGCAUAUUGCCAACCUGCUAUUCACUCAGUUUUAAAGAAGAUUAUAACCGCUAGUUUAGAUGAAUCCUGAUGUCAUACAGGGACAGCCUAGGGAAAUCAUGCAGUUUACCUGGACAGUUUACUUAACCUAUAUUGCAGAUGCUAGUUAUUGGGGACAUAGGACAACCACAAUUAUCUAUUCAGCAUGGUAAGAAAGGAAAAAUCUCAACAGGGAAAGUGGUAGGGGCAGCUAACAUAUUGCUACUUUCAACUGCUUCCCUCAGUCUAGAAGUGUCAAUGAUGGAAAUGCCUAGGCAAAUAUAUACCAGAUGACUCGUUGCUAAAGCUGUUAAAAACUGACUGUGCAAGAUCAGAGCAGUGACUGUGCAGGACUGGAGAGGUGGCUUGGACUCGGAUACUCCUUCUAAGUCUGACAUGUAGCUAGGUUUUAAAUAGUUCUGGAUUUAUGAAAAUACUUCAGAUAUGGUCUUGGUCAGGUUGUGUUUCACAUUUUCUGAAGUGCAUAGAAUAUUAAUAGUGCAACUGCUGUGCAUGUGCAGGAACUGAAUAAGGAUUUGCCUGGUUUUUGUUCAGAUAUCUCAUAGAGCAGUGCUUUUCUUAAAUUGUCAUACUGUGUAGUUGAAAUCAGCUGUUCCUGAUUAUGUUUGUUUACAUAAUAUUCAGCUAUUGCUAGCAUCUGGAUUCAUCAUGGUAACAAGUAGAUUUAUCCUUUUUCCCUAUCACACCAUGAGGUGAGGUAGGAAGAUACUCUUAGUUCUGUUUUACAGAUUAGUCUGAUUUUUGUGUGUGUGUGUGUGUGUGUAGAAAGCCUAUGGCAGAGCAAAGGAUUGGAUGCAAGUCAUCCUCCUCAUAGGCAUGCACUUUGCCCACACUGCUGCUUUCCAUUUGGCACCUGGGGAGUGUUACAUUUGUCUUGGAUGCCAGAAGAACAAUGACAAUGACAGCACACAAAAGGGCUACAUAAAUGACAGGGAGGAAACAAUGUAGCUACUGCUGCAAUUUCAAGUGUUUAAUACGUUUUGGUUAUAGCUCUGGUCCACAUGCAAAAAUGCACCCAGAAAAAGCUGUGGGGUUUUUAUUACUCUACUUUUAAUCAAGAGAAAAUGCCAUUUGUAUUUGUAGCAUACACAGCCAAAGCCAGGAGCCAGCAGCAGCACAGCUAUUUUUGAGGCAGGUUUUACAGUGUUCCUCCCCUCUCUUAGGAUAACUUCAUCCUGUAUCAUUUCAUAUAUUUCAGGAAGCCCAAGGAUGCAUUCCACAGUGGUUGAUUAGUAUCAAGCACAAAUAAAGAUUAUAUGGUAUGGUGGGGAGCUUUGUUUAACGCACAACUAUCUGGUCCUGUUAAAACACAAAAACAAAACCAAAACAAA